AUGCCACUUGACGCCAAAGACACGAGACGACGACGUAGCAGUAGUCUUGUCUACACCGAACCCCCCGAGUCGCUGGAGCAACUGAGCGACCAGUCCGCCUUGCCAAAUCUCAAUGCAGAAUGGGUCAACGCGAAGGGCGCAUGGAUUAUCCAUUUUGUCCUCAUCAUCACCGGCAAGAUAUUGUUUGAUAUUAUGCCUGGCGUCUCCCAGGAACUGUCGUGGACUUUGACCAACAUAUCAUAUACCGCGGGCUCAUACCUCAUGUUCCAUUACGUGCGCGGAGUGCCUUUCGACUUCAACUCGGGAGCUUACGACAAUCUCAACAUGUGGGAGCAAAUCGAUAACGGAGACCAAUACACUCCUGCCAAAAAGUUCCUUAUGUUCGUUCCUAUCGCGCUGUUCUUGGUUAGCACACACUACACCCACUACGACCUUACAUAUUUCAUCAUCAACACAAUGGCAACAAUAGCUGUGGUUGUUCCCAAACUGCCUUCGGCUCACAGGAUACGCUUCUCGAUAUUCUCACCCCCACCCGAUGACGAAUAGCCUUGCCCGACGCCAUGAGCGAAGAAAAUGUAUAUCUGUUUGUAUUUUUAUUUUGCGGUCGCUAAAGCAUCGAGUGUGGAGUGGACACACAUAAAACAUUGGGUCAGAACGCAUGGCAAUAGUAGUUCUGCGUAAUCGUUCUUUCAUAUUCAUUUAAUGCAUGUUCUCGUUAUUAUUGUUCUCUUAGCACCCCAACCAACGUGAAUUGUAUCUGUUGACUCCGUGGCUGCUAAUGGCAAUUUAGGUUUCCAAGCGAAGGUCGCUGUGUGUACAUC
This is a messenger RNA of Periconia digitata, 821 nucleotides long. The record is from the annotation of a GenBank genome assembly. Lineage: Eukaryota; Fungi; Ascomycota; Dothideomycetes; Pleosporales; Periconiaceae.